GUUCCAAAAUGAAAACCGCAUGAACCAGCCGCCGCCUGAUGAGCUCUUCUUCUCUGCCUCUGCCUCAUCUCGAACUGUCGAAGCGGGCGGAGAAUAUGGGAGGCGAAAACUCAGCACGCAUUCCUUGAAGAAAUUUCUUCCUGAAUGGUGUCGGAAAAGCUCUGAUCUUUGAACCAGUGUUCCUGGCUAUCGUGGCCUUGCAGGCCACCUGCUCGCCGUAAUGCCGCCGAAGACCACGAAGCGCUGGGUGCCGGUCAACCGGAACGCCGGAGCGUCCCGUGGGCGUGACGGAGGCGACCCCGACGCCGACCGCCUCAGCGCGCUCCCGGACGCGCUGCUGCACCACAUCAUGUCCUUCCUCAAGGCGUGGGAGGUGGUGCGGACCUGCGUGCUGUCACGGCGGUGGCGCCACCUGUGGGCAUCCAUGCCCUGCAUUGAUCUCCGUGUCGGCGGGGAUGACUACGACGAGGUACCAGAGGACUUUCCUGACUUCGUGCGCCACCUGUUUCGUCACCGUGAUGCGACGGCGGCCCUGGACACACUCCGUCUGCGGUCGAGCAAUGUUGAUGGUGCACAUAAUGAAGAUGAUGCCAGGUUGUGGAUCCGUACUGCGAUCAAGCGUGGGGCUCGAGUUAUUCAUCUUGUAGGACAUCGCAAGAUGGAUUGGCUUUGUGGCAGCUGCCUCGCGAUGCUUGAGCAUGCAUCUUUUGUCUCGUGCCACCUCAAGAUCUUGAAGCUAUCCUAUGCCCUGCUGGAUGACAACAUCCUCAGGCAGCUUUCAUGUCAUUGCCUGUCUUUGGAAGAACUGGAUCUUAAAGAUUGCAUGAUUACUGGCCAUGAGAUUUCGUCUGCAUCUCUCAAGAUUUUGACCAUGUUCAAGUGCCAGAUCAAUGCCAAUCUAUCUAUUGCUGCUCUGAACCUUGUACUGCUGCGCUGCAUCUCACCAAUAACCCAGGCUCCAUCAUUUCAGAACAUGGGGUCUCUUGUUGCAGGCACUAUCAUACUCGAUGAUUAUGCCUUCAGUGAUGAUUUUGAAGACUUCAGCAAGGAUGAACUUGAUGAAACCACUGAUGAAGAUGAUGACAAUCAGAAGUACAAGACUGGAUAUGGAUUUCGUGACCCUGGAUUUGGGCUUAUUUACAAGGAUGAUUAUGGUUAUGGUAGUGACAUUGAUAGUGAUGACAACUCCUAUGAAUAUAGUGACAUUGCAGUUGACUCUGGUGAAUAUAGUUUCGAUGGCGACGGCCACAGUUACAGUACUGAUGGUAAUCGUCAUGUGCAUGGUGAAAACUCUGGAUGCAACGAGAACAAAAUUAAAGGCGGCUAUAAUAUUCUUCAGAUCUUCUCAAAUGCUACAAGUUUGGAGCUGUUAGCUGAUGCUGGAGAGGUGAUUCUGACUAGAGAACUGAAAAGGUGCCCAAGUUUUAGCAACCUGAAGACCUUGUCCCUUGGCGAGUGGUGCAUUGAUGCUGACUUUGAUGCUUUAGUUUUCCUGCUGCAGCAUUCACCUAAUCUGGAGAAGCUUUUUGUUGAACUCAAAUUGAACUUAAACGCCAGGAAGCCACUAGUAAGCGGUGUCAAACCAAAGGGAAGAUCAUUUUCUUGCAAGCAUCUUCGAAAGGUGAAGAUCAAAUGCUCUAAGGAUGAUGUGAGAGUCCAUAAGCUGGCACACUUAUUCAGGGCUAAUGGUAUACCAUAUGAGAACAUUUUUGUCCGUAGGACAGAGAGCACCUAUCUCCGUGGCGAGAAGAUUAUCUUGCUAGGCACGAACUGGAGUUCUUAGGGGAUUAAUAUGCAGUUCUCUGUUAAGGUUCUUCUUAGAUGUUUGCAUUUUCGCCUAUUUUGUAAGCAAAGACCUUGCAUGCAAGGCAGUAUGGCCCCAUGGAUUUCUCAAUCAUGCAUGCCACAAACAGUGUCGCAGUUUCUGGUGCCCCGGGCCCCAGCCUCUUUUAGCUAAAAUGGAAGCUGGAACUUAUUUAUAUUUAUGGAUAUCUGAAUGUUGUGGUGUUCUCUCGUCUAGUGGAUGGAUUAUCUAGGCAUAGUAUCUCCAGAUAACUUUGCUUUUAGAUCGUUAACUACUAAUAAAACCGGUAUGUAUUUAAGACCACGACACGCGCUGUGCUAUGUUCAGUCUUUUGAAUGUUGUCCUUGUCUUGACAAUCAGCUUGAGAGAAA
Molecule: messenger RNA, 2175 nt
Organism: Sorghum bicolor (sorghum)
Lineage: Eukaryota; Viridiplantae; Streptophyta; Magnoliopsida; Poales; Poaceae
Product: putative F-box protein At1g58310
Exons: 5
Coding region: 221-1783 (520 amino acids)
Molecular function (GO): protein binding
Source: RefSeq, a predicted model, not a curated record